AUGUUCAAAUUUCUAUUAAUUAUAUUAAUUAAUUUAAUAAUCAAAACCCAUUCAUGGGAUUGGAAAGAAUACCCAUCCCCUAGAAGAACAACUUAUUGGUAUUGUGGUGUUUCAAAACCAGCCUAUGUUUGUGAUCCUGAUGGAAUGUUAACUGAUCAAAAGAGAGAAGAAAUUGUUGAAUUAGUUGAGGAAUUUAAGGAAAAAACUAAAAGACCAAAAUCAAAGUUUAUAUGUACUAGAGAAGGAAUUAGACUUAUUGUGGCUUUAGCAAAACAAAGAAUUCGUCCAGAAAGUGCAUUAUCUGAAAAAACUGUAUGUUUUAAUGAAUAA
This is a messenger RNA of Meloidogyne enterolobii, 330 nucleotides long. The record is from the annotation of a GenBank genome assembly. NCBI's taxonomy places the organism in Eukaryota, Metazoa, Nematoda, Chromadorea, Rhabditida, Meloidogynidae.